Molecule: messenger RNA, 1356 nt
Organism: Solanum dulcamara
Lineage: Eukaryota; Viridiplantae; Streptophyta; Magnoliopsida; Solanales; Solanaceae
Product: probable purine permease 10
Exons: 2
Coding region: 71-1201 (376 amino acids)
Cellular component (GO): membrane
Molecular function (GO): purine nucleoside transmembrane transporter activity
Source: RefSeq, a predicted model, not a curated record
CUGUGCUUCUAUAAGUUAUAGAUCAAUAAAAGAAGAAAACGGUUAUCCAACUUUUAAGGCGUACGUUACCAUGGAGGAAGGAGCGCAUGAAAAGCUGCUGCAUCUCACUUUUGAAGAAACAGAGGGAACAGAGUCAUCUGAAAAUGCAAAAACCAGCUUCCUUCAAUCAAGUAAAUUCAUGCUAUGGCUUCAAAUAUUUAUCUUCACAUUCUUUACUCUUGGUGGCCAAACAGUUGGCACUCUGUUGGGUAGAGUAUACUAUGAGCAAGGUGGCCAAACCAGGUGGAUUGCUACAUUGGCACAAACUGCUGGAUUCUCAAUUCUCCUGCCUAUCAUUUGCUAUCCUUCACCCAAAAAUCCCAACGAACAAGAACUUAGCACUGACCAGCCUUCUAUAUUUGUUCGCGCUUCGGUUUACAUCUUCCUUGGUUUAUUUCAAGUAGCAAACUCUCUGUCCUAUACAGUUGGAGUACAGUACCUUCCGGCCUCUACUUAUUCCCUAAUUUCCGGUUCACAAUUGGCAUUCAAUGCGCUGACAUCGCUCUUCCUCAAUGGACAAAAAAUCACUCCAAUUAUACUAAACUCCAUCGUGCUUCUCUCGUUUUCAUCCUCUGCUGUUAUGUUCCAGAACGAAACGGGUGAUAGCGGAGAAAUAUCUCAGAAAUCUCUAUUACUCGGAUUUGCAGCUACUACUUUCGGGUCUUUAGGUUAUGCCUUGCAGUUCUCGUUUACAGAACUAGCGUUCCAAAAAGUAUUCAAAAGCGGCACGUUAAAAGAAGUCAUGAAAAUGUCGUUUUUCGUCGGUUUUUUCGUGACGAUUGCUUCGUUAACGGGGCUUUUUGCAAGCGGUAAUUGGAGGGACUUGGAGAAGGAAAUGGGAGCUUACAGAACAGGGAAAUUAUCAUAUGUUAUAAACUUGGUUUGUACUGCUAUUGCUUGGCAGUUAUACGCUGUUGGAUCAUUUGGAUUGGUUUUCAAGGCAUCUUCAUUGUUCUCUAAUGUGAUCAUCAAUUUGGGAACUUCAAUUGUGCCAAUUUUUGCAAUGGUGUUCUUGAAAGAUAGAAUGACUGGAUUGAAGGUGUUGUCAUUGUUAUUGGGAUUAUGGGGAUACACAUCAUAUAUCUAUCAACACUAUCUUCUUGAUUUAGAGGCAAAAGCAAGUGAAAUUAAAACCUCAGAUGAUCAGGAUGACGAUUUUUAGUAAGCCUAUCAUUCAAGAAACUUAAAUAUUAGCCUUUUAUUUUAGAUUGAUAAGUUAAUUUAUAGCUUAUUGUUUAAUCAUGUAAAUUUUAAGAUUUCCGUGUUAAUUGUACUGCUGUUUAUAUAUUGGAUGUAUUUGGGUAUCUUUUGCUCUUA